AUGGAACGGACUGCCUACGCAAGGCUAUCGAAAUCGAAGUUCCGGGCAGUCACAACUACCGUCAUCCAGUUGGACUCAGGGGAUGUAAUCUGUGCUAAAGACCGGGAGACAAUGGCGCGGCAGAUGUCUAAACGCAGGGAGAGUUGCAAUUCAAUGGGCACUCAAGGAGAAGCCUCCGCAAGUCACGUUGGCACAGAGGCAGUAGAGGUGUCUAGCAGACCUUCAGAACCCAUGCAGGAGGCAGGCGGGGUUCCUAUUUAUAAGGAGUCCCCAGCUGUGGAGGAUUCGUCAGGAUUAGCCAAGAUCGCGCGCAGGGCCAGUCACGCCAACGCAAAUGAGGCUGCUACUGAGCACGUCAUACCGGGCAUCCGACAGGCCCAAUCAGAAGGCAUAAGCGAAUCUACAACAAAUAUCAAGGAAGCAGAGAACCAAGAUACGGAAAGAUCUGCUCAUCUUCCUGCGUUAGACGUUGAUCGCAUUGACAAUCCUCCGGCUGCCAUCGACACACACGUGAACCCCCCACAAAGCAACCCUAAACGCAAUUCUCGCUCCAAAGGGGGCCGAAGUGGUAUUGCCCACUCAAAGAUUACUUGUCGAAAUCCAAGGAAAUCCCAGUCAUCUGCGCAGACUUCCUUGGAGCAGAUUCGACCGCGGCGCUCUGCCCGGAGAGCAUCUACUUCUAACCCCAAGGCUGAUGUUGACUGGAGUGAAGACAUCCGACCUACUGAUGACGAUAAAUCUUCUAAGAAUGGGAGAGAGGCCUCCAAGCACACCUCUGUCUCUUCACCGGAUGCUGAAUCGAACAAAGUCUCCAACAAGAAACGCAAAGCACCGAAGGUGAAACCAGGCUCAGGCAAACGACAGAAGGCUGCCAAGGGGAAGGACCAUAUCAGUGCCCGGCUUCCUUUGACCACUGAGACCGGAGAUAACCCUGAUUCGGCAUCAAAUAUCUUUGAUGAACAGCUUGAUAACGCAGGCACGUGGGAUGCUGUUGAUCUGCCUGUAGCUUCUUUUCCCAUCUUCGAACAAGAGAAUGCAAAUGAACCCAAAGCCAUGGACCAACAUGGGCUAAUCGAGCUUUCAAGCGACUCCUUGCUGCCAUCCAACAUGUCAAGCCCGGCAAAAUGCACCGAUUCACCAAAAGCCAACGGACAGGGAGCGAAGGCAACUUGUCAUGGAAGGGGCAUCACUGUUGGGCAGAAAAUUGCGGAUGCACUCCGCGAGGCCGGAUUGAACCCCCAAAAUCAACCCACCGUUGAAUCGCGCUUCUCUUCUACCCUGAUGCCUGCUGGUCGGACAGCCCCCAAGGUUCCAAAAGACUAUGCUACGCUACAAACCCGACUUCAAACACGAGUUCACCGGCCUCAAAAUCCAUUCAGCCCGGGGCUCGAGAUGGUACAAGAUGAGCCAUCUGCCCCGUCUACAGCUGGAGGACAGGCGAGUUCUAACGACCAAGACCUGGUACCAAUCGCCAAUACUGACAAACCACUGAAGACCACUGUGUCUGUAGAGUCACCUGUUCCGCCAGCCCAAUGCUCAUCAGACAUACAGAAGCUGUUGCAUAGUGCCGAACUUCUGAAACGUAGGGGAAGUGGGGAUAAAGCCGACGAUCCAAUGGAGAUUCCUGACGACAGCUCGCAGGCAACGCAUUCACCAGAGGCAAUGUGGAUGGAUUCGAUCCAACCAGAUACAUAUCAAGAUAACCUGCAAGUCGACACACAGCAUCUGGAAAGCGAGCUUGACACGCUAUCACAGAGCGCGGAAGUGCCGAUCCUUGACUGUAUCACGAUGCUGCCGGUCCAAGAGAGUGAAAGCGAGCAAACCCCAGAAUCCCAGAAGCCGCUGCUGAGCGCGCACACUCGUACACGACAGGGUGCUCCGCUUGAAGGUUCAAAGUCAAUCAAAAGGAAGAGUGUCGUUGAUCGUAAUGGGAGUCCUCGACUUUGUCCGCAGGAGGCCGGGGAACCACGCCUCGAUAUUGACCGCUUCCUCCUUCAGAGCAUCAGGAUCGCAGACUCCAGUUCAAGUGAAUAUGAUGAAGAAAACUCUGAUGGUUAUUACUCCGAGAGCAAGUACCAGCCUGGAAGCACAUGGUCCAAAUUCCAGCGAGACAUGUUCAUGGAAUAUGGAAUUGGACCCGAAGAGCUAACCCCAGGUAUAACUGGAACGAGACUUGUCGGCGAUGGUGUCAAUGUCGAUUCUCGAGCGAGUCAACUCAGCGCAGCGACCAGUGAGGAGGACACCGAACUUCGUCAAGAUGAGCAUAGGGACCACAGUAUCGCCAGAAGACACGUCUCCCAUGAUGAAAUAGCGCCCCCAACCGCGCCCAGAUUCAUCCCGACGACCAUUGAUGACCCGAAGAUGGAGGCCGAGGAUGAUGCAAACGUUGAAACUAACCAGAGGCGAGGGUCUACGGAGAGCUCAGGUUCCACGUCCCAUCACCUGCUCAUGCAUGGCAAUCUGGAGAAUAUGGAUUGGAUCUCAGAUCUACAAUCUGCUCAACAGAGUGCGCAUAGCCUCCUAUUGGAAACCAACCAGCUUGCCGCUGAGCAGCACACUAUCCGAAAAGUGCUGCAGAUCUAUCGACAAGGAUGCAAUCGCAUUCUCGAUGAUCUGUCCCGAGCUCAAGAAGCACGAAUGCAGCUGUACCGCCAGCAGAUGUCGUCCGUCAAGGAACAGCACACUCAGAUCUGCCAGGAACUAAUUCAGGGGUUACAGGAGCUGGACCAUCGGGUAUAA
Penicillium cataractarum is the source of this 2739-nucleotide messenger RNA. RefSeq lists its product as uncharacterized. The transcript has 2 exons. The coding region runs from base 1 to 2739 and encodes 912 amino acids. Lineage: Eukaryota; Fungi; Ascomycota; Eurotiomycetes; Eurotiales; Aspergillaceae. The record is from RefSeq and is a predicted model, not a curated record.